Cynara cardunculus var. scolymus (artichoke) is the source of this 1447-nucleotide messenger RNA. RefSeq lists its product as uncharacterized. The transcript has 2 exons. Lineage: Eukaryota; Viridiplantae; Streptophyta; Magnoliopsida; Asterales; Asteraceae. The record is from RefSeq and is a predicted model, not a curated record. Bases 812 to 1375 code for a protein of 187 amino acids.
AGAGAUACAUCCAUCAAUUGGAUAUCAUGAAAGGUUUAUUUUCUUGGACAUGGAAUACUGUACAAGCCUUGAACUGUUUCCACCCAUCUUCCGAAUGAAAAAGUUGGAGACUUUUCUAUUAAAUGGUUGCUCUCAAUUUUUCAAGUUCCCAGAGAUCCAAACUAGCAUGGACAACUUGGUAAAGUUUAGUUUGAGAGAAACUGGGAUAGAAAUUGUACCCUCAUCAAUUGGACAAUACUGUAACAACCUUGUUUCUCUUGAUUUGGGGUGGUGUAGAUGUCUACAGAGUAUUGAGGGCAACUUCCGUCUCUUAAAACGUCUGCAAUUGCUUUAUCUCGACGGUUGUGAUCAACUUAAUAACAUACCAACAGGAGGCCUCUUUGAUGGAGAAUGUUGUUUACAUGUGCUUUCAUUAUCUUACCGAGGCAGCAUGUCAAGCAUAAAGCUUUUUUGCUUUUCAAGUUCCUUAAGAAAGUUGAAUCUUAGAGAUUGCAAUUUGGUAGAUGGAGACAUCUCUUCUUUUUGCAAAGAGUUAUCCAACCUACAAGUAUUAGACCUAAGCAGUAAUAAGUUUUCAUGAUUGCAUUCCAGCCUCUCCCAACUUCCUCGUCUCAAAUUCCUCAACUUGUCAGAUUGCUGUGAGCUUUUAGAAUUACCGGAUCUCCCAUCAAGCCUAUCUAUUCUCAUAGCAGAGCUGUGUGACUGGCUUGAUGUUGUAGGAGAUUUUCAAACAAACCACCUUAAAUGGCUGUGGAAGGUCUCACUUUCAACCCACAGGAGGUGGGAUGAUUGUGAGAGAAUAGUACAAUCCAUGCUUCAGGGAAAUGCCAUUAAAGAUUACUUCAUCGAUAUCCAUCUUGGUAAUGAUUACAUUCCAAUAAGAGGCUUUGCACGGGGAACAUUUACAUUACAACUUCCGUGGAAUUGGUACAAUGAAUUUAGUGGAUUCUUAGUAUACGUUGAUAAAGGUUUCUGGGGGAGUAAGGAAGUAAUUAUUAUCAAGGAUGUAUUGGGUAUGGCAAAUGGAGAUGGUGUUUUAGAGGUGUCUAAUAAAACUGAGCAUGAUGAAGAGAGAACUAUGACAGCGAAGGGCAUUUGCUAUAUAUCCUUUGGUUCAUUGAGGAAGACCUCAUGGUGGAAUUCAACCCACACUACCCUUUCACUUUCUUUUCAAAGAAGACCCGUUGACUUAAAAGUUGAACUUGUCCCUAGGAGAAGUCACGGUGAUGAUGAUUCAAUAGAAAGGGCGAAAGAUGCUUCAAAUUUUUGGGAUGAGGAAUCUCCAAAUGAAAAGACGUUUGAGAUCAUACGUGAUUCAAAAUCCUCUAUUGAGAUUCAAUGGAGACGUUAUCAUCAUUCAAAGCAGUUCAGAUGAUGUUCUUUUCAUUGUCUGUGAUAUUUUUACAGAAAUGGUUGUAUUUUCUUCUUGUUUGUCAAGCCUUGUUAA